This is a messenger RNA of Bathycoccus prasinos, 252 nucleotides long. RefSeq lists its product with no specific name. The record is from RefSeq and is a predicted model, not a curated record. NCBI's taxonomy places the organism in Eukaryota, Viridiplantae, Chlorophyta, Mamiellophyceae, Mamiellales, Bathycoccaceae. The coding region runs from base 1 to 252 and encodes 83 amino acids. The transcript has a single exon.
AUGGACGACUUUUACAAGCGCAGGGAGGAAUGCACGAAGGCUGCGAUGGAGUCUGGAAUAACGAAUGCACUAAAAUCGCUCGUCGUGGCAGUCCCAAUCGUCGCGUUUCUGUCCACGCGAUCCCAUUUUGUGAAACAUUCCGUCUCGACGAAGACAGCACUGAUUGUCUCUCCUUUCUUCUUCUCGUUUUUCCUUUCCUCGGAACUCGAGAUGAAUCGAUGCAAACGACGACAGGCGGGCAUGUCCAGUUAA